AUGUCAUCUAUGCCAGCAUCGCACGGCCACUCUGAGGCUUGCUGCAACAUUCCUCCCGUGCAGUCCAAAGGCUACAAUGGGAAGGGCAGCUACGAGGAACUUGGUGGUUUCAAGACUUACGUCACUGGCCCCAAGGAUGCCAGUAAGGGCAUCCUAAGCAUCUUCGAUAUCUUUGGAUAUUACCCUCAGACACUGCAAGGAGCCGAUAUCCUGAGCAGCUCAGACGCAAAGCAGAAAUAUCAGGUCUUCAUGCCUGAUUGGUUCCAGGGCGAGCCUUGUCCGAUUGAGAUCUUCCCCCCAGACACUGAGGAGAAGCAGAAGAAGCUGGGCGCUUUUUUCCAGAAGAAUCCUCCUCCUGGUGUUGCGCAAAAGAUCCCUGGGUAUAUCAAGGCCGCUCAGUCCAAGCACCCGGAGAUCAAGGAGUGGGCCAUCAUUGGUUUCUGCUGGGGCGGCAAGGUCGUCUCACUCGCGGUUUCAUCCUCGGACAACAUCUUCAAGGCUGCUGUUGAAUGCCACCCGGCCAUGGUCGAGCCUGAGGAUGCCAAGAAGAUCAAGAUUCCCUUGUGCCUGCUAGCAUCGAAGGAUGAGCCUCCUGAGGAUGUCGAAAAGUUCGAGUCCAACCUCUCCGGCCCCAAGCAUGUGGAGAGCUUUAGUGACCAGAUCCAUGGGUGGAUGGGUGCUCGAUCGGACUUGGAGGACUCCCAUGUCAAGGAGGAAUAUACUCGCGGUUUCAAGACCGUUGUCGAGUUCUUGGGCAAACACUUCUAA
Molecule: messenger RNA, 768 nt
Organism: Truncatella angustata
Lineage: Eukaryota; Fungi; Ascomycota; Sordariomycetes; Amphisphaeriales; Sporocadaceae
Product: Alpha/Beta hydrolase protein
Exons: 3
Coding region: 1-768 (255 amino acids)
Molecular function (GO): hydrolase activity
Source: RefSeq, a predicted model, not a curated record